AUGCUCUUCUCAGAGCCACCUUCCAGUGUCCUAUUCUGGAGCGUGUCUGCAAUACUCCUGGGCUUACUUGGCACGGCAUAUAGUAUCGUCUACCAACUUUGUUGGUCCCCGCUGCGCCGUUUCCCGGGUCCGCGGCUCUGGGCAGUCUCGCGCAUCCCAGGUCAGCUGUCAGUGUUGCAUGGGCACCAUCAUCUGGAUCUGACCGCUCUACAUGAGCAGUACGGCUCGGUGCUACGGAUUAGCCCUCACGAAUUGGCGUUUAAUACUCCACAGGCCUUUCGAGACAUCUAUGGUGCACGCCCAGGAGGGUGUUUCCCCAAGGAUCGAACCCAUUACUUGCCCCCUGCCAAUGGAGUCAAUCACCUCGUCUGCGAAGUAGACCAUACUUCCCAUGCCCGCCAAAGGCGCCUGCUCUCUCAUGCCUUCUCCGAGCGGGCUCUGAGGGACCAAGAGAGCUUGAUCACCAGCUAUGUCGAUACAAUGAUCUUCAAGUUACACCUCGAGAUUCAGAGGUCCUCGUCCUGUGUGGAUAUCAAACAUUGGAUGAACUUCACUACAUUCGAUAUCACAGGCGACCUGAUCUUUGGAGAGUCGUUUAAUUGCCUUAAAGAUAGCAAAUUGCAUCCUUGGAUCGAGUUAAUUUUCAAGUCAAUCAAAGCUCUGGCACUGGACGGCAUCACGCGCCAAUUUCCUGUUCUUCGCACAUUCCUGAGGGCCUUUAUCCCGCGGAGAAUCCAGCAAAAGGCUGUUGAGCAUUUCAAACUCGCAGCGAAAAGAGUGGACAAGCGCUUAGAAACUCAAACUACGCGUCCGGAUUUUAUGGCGGCCAUUCUGCAAAAUGGAUUGAGCGAAUCCAAUGGCAAAUACCAGGCAGGAAAGCGAAUUAUGACAAGAGCCGAGAUUCACUCUAAUGCGUUCAUCUUUGCGGACGAUAAAGAUAUGACAUUUCGAAGCUGUGCGACCUUGCCAUACCUCGCUGCCGUCAUUGAGGAAUCGCUACGAAUGUAUCCACCCUUUACAGUGGUUGCAUGUCACCACUACGCUACUUACCACUCAUCGUCAAAUUUCGCACUCCCUGACAACUUCAUCCCGGAACGGUGGUUGGGAAAAGACGCCCGUUUUGACGGCGAUAAAAAGGAUGCUUUGCAGCCCUUCAGCCUAGGGCCAAGGAACUGUCUCGGUAAAAAGUAUGUGUCCACUGGAUCUACGGCCCUGUCCUCUGCUGUGACUAAAAAGCAGCUCUUCUCCCUUAGUUUGGCUUACUGUGAGAUGAGACUCAUCCUCUGCAAAUUGCUGUACCACUUCGAUUUCAUGCUGUGUCCCGAAAGCGCCAAUUGGACCGAUCAGAAGGUUUAUUUCCUCUGGGAUAAGCCUGCGCUGAUGGUGACACUCAAGCCUCGCUUGAAAAAUGAGAAUAGAACGGAGUCCUAA
This is a messenger RNA of Penicillium macrosclerotiorum, 1431 nucleotides long. Its product is annotated as cytochrome P450. The transcript is spliced from 4 exons. Bases 1 to 1431 code for a protein of 476 amino acids. Gene Ontology annotation, molecular function: iron ion binding; monooxygenase activity; heme binding. The record is from RefSeq and is a predicted model, not a curated record. Lineage: Eukaryota; Fungi; Ascomycota; Eurotiomycetes; Eurotiales; Aspergillaceae.